AUGGAGGAAGGUUCAGUGAGGUCAGUAGCUCAUGUCAAGAUUUAUGCCAUUGAGUUAAGUGAUUCAGCAGACACAGCGCGCGGCCAUUGCUCAGCGGCGCGCGCAAAGCUCCCUCGCUGCGCUGCCCCAAACGGCCGGAAGGGGGCGCCAGAACUCGCCGUAACGGACCAACCGACGCCGCCGACCCAGAGGGACCAGCCUCCCGGUCUAGCGCGGCGGACUUCGGCGCCGCAUCCACCCGGGCAACUUGGGCUUAGCUGUCCGCUGGAACCCCGGCCCGGGCGAGGAGCCCCGGGGCCGCGGGAACUGCGAGUAAACUCUUCCAUUUGGCGCCUUACUGCGUCGGGGCAGCUCUGCCGGGCUUUGCACGGAGCCUUUCAUUUUCUAGACCUGCCCCUGCCGGGAUUCUCUCCUUUAUCGGAGAAUAUUUUAGCCAGACCGGUUUACAAAAGUGCCCAUUCAUUCGGGGAUUGCCCGCUGGAAAUCAGAGCGUGCAGUGGUAUGUGUUCGGAUUCAGGAUUAUUUCUGGAAAGCAAGACAAGAAUUCAGGGGAAGGGUAAACGCAUCUACAAUCUGGACACGAAUCUACAAAAUUUGGGGACCCUCCAGUGGAAUGACUUGGGAACAAGACCAGUGGAGCUGAGACUUAUUGCGUCAACACAGAAGCAGGAAGGAAAAGCUGGAGCCUGAAAGGAUAAUGUUCUCCUGCCGAAUGCCAGGCACUCCCUGGAUUAACCUAAAUAUUGCUGUUCAGUGAGGCUCAGGUCUACAAUCACAGAGGAGGUCAGUUCCCAGAACCGGGCCUUCUCAGAAAAGAAUGACUUCAGAGGGGAGCUUCUUCGGAGGACUGUGAGGCCUGGGACACUUCUCCUAAUGCCUAUUCUGCCCACUCGUGGGAACCGAACUGUGAUUGAUUUGGGGCCACGGAUCUUGCCCACUAGGUGGUGCUGUGAGAUGUAGUGGAAGGACUAUUGGUUUUGGAGGCAAAAUUUCUGUGUCCUGCUUUUGGACAUACUCCAAGUUGUCAACUUCCCUAAGCUUCAGAUUCCUCAUUUGAGAGAGUACGGGCUCAUUGUGAUGAUUACUUGGGACAAUGUGUGUGAAAGGACUUUAAAGUGACAUAGUGCAAAAUGUAGGUGAGCCUGACUAUUCUUGCCAUUGAACGUUUGACCUUGAAUCCUAAUCCCCGAGCAUUCAGAAUGUAAUCUUGAAAGGAUCCAUUCCUAAUGGAACAUUCUACUCAGCUUCCUACAAGGUCCUCCUUCACCUGAUGUGACCAGGCUUCUCUUUUCUCUGUUCGGAGCCCUCACUGCAAAGGCGCUAAUGUGGCAUUGGACCUACUUUCUCUUCAGAAAAGGUGAUUCAUCUCAUCUGUUAUUUCAGGCAUCCAUCUCCCUAGGUUACCUGUGAAAUUCCCGGGCCCCAAUGCAACCUAGAGUUGACAUGAGAGGGAGAACCAUAGGAAGAGGGACGUGAAAUCAAGCCUUGGCGUGGGGAUAAAAAGAAUAUCAUGAAGUCAGACGGGUGGGCAAAUGUGACCCUGCCAGCCUUGCCUGUCCCCAUCCUGAUUUUAAAUGCACAUUGUACCUCCUAUCUCUUGCAGAUACCUGCACAAGCUUCCUUUAGUGGGUAGCUUUCUGGACCAGUUACAGCAACAUCCUUUCUCUGAGGGACGGGUUAGAGCAACCAAGGAAGAAGACAUUGUUGUUUUCAGAAUCAGGAAGAUGGUUCUCAGGGUCACCUUUGAUAUCCAUUAAGGGGUAACUCUCUCUGGCCUCCACCUUCUGAUUGGACUAUACCACCCACUUUCCUUUCUUUCACCAUAUAACCAUUGUAUGCCUCUCUUUGAUCAGAGCCCCCUUUGUCACUGGAUCCCACAUUGUCAGGACAAUUUUUCAUCCCACCAUUUAACCUUUUUCCUUCUACACCAAGAAUGCACUCAGAUCCAGGACCCUAUUCCCAAUCCAGACCCUACUCUGUCUUUGGAACCCACCUCAUCCCCUGAUCCCGUUCUCUCUCAGGAUCUCCUCGAUUCCCAUAAUGUGAAACACCCUAUAGAUUCCAGUGGUCUCACUGGUUUUCGAAGGUUCCAAGUGAGGACCCAAAAAGUCUCAGCUGUGCAAAGCCUUGGACAAUGGCUCCAGCAUGUCUUUAGGAGUUUCCCCACAGCACAGCCAUGGAUCAGUCACGCUAUCCAUAAUCCCGCCCCACAUUCUGCCUCUGGGAGCAUGUUACCUGAGGUCAGCCAGAAAGUCCUCCCGCAUUCCCUACUACCUGCAAAAUUUCUCUCAAAGAAAUGUUUCUUUUUUCUUUUUUUUUAAGUUUA
This is a messenger RNA of Rhinolophus ferrumequinum (greater horseshoe bat), 2326 nucleotides long. RefSeq lists its product as uncharacterized. The coding region runs from base 1 to 690 and encodes 229 amino acids. Lineage: Eukaryota; Metazoa; Chordata; Mammalia; Chiroptera; Rhinolophidae. The record is from RefSeq and is a predicted model, not a curated record. The transcript has 3 exons.